GUUCGCUUAAUCUUGAGCUUUGUAAACCAAUGGAAUGACUUUGGAGGAAAAGCUCAAUAUGUUCAGUGGGCACGGAAUGCAGGAGCUUAUAUUAGUAAUGACGAUGAUUUCUAUACUCAUCCCUUGCUAAAAAAAUACUACAAGAAUCACAUUGAGAAAGUGAUUACAAGGUUGAAUAGCAUUACUAGAGUUGCUUACAAAGAUGACCCAACAAUCAUGGCAUGGGAACUCAUGAAUGAGCCACGUGACCAAGCUGACUAUUCAGGAAAAACUGUUAAUGCCUGGGUUCAAGAAAUGGCAAGUUUUGUGAAGUCACUAGACAACAAACACUUAUUGGAGGUUGGAAUGGAGGGAUUUUAUGGUGAUUCAAUUCCUGAAAGGAAAUCGGUUAAUCCUGGUUAUCAAGUUGGAACAGAUUAUAUAAGUAACCAUCUUAUCAAUGAGAUUGAUUUUGCCACUAUCCAUGCAUACACUGACCAAUGGUUGUCCGGACAAAGUGACGAUGCACAAUUUGCGUGGAUGGAAAGGUGGAUAACAAACCAUUGGCAAGAUGCAAGAACCAUAUUAAAGAAACCUCUAGUGCUUGCUGAAUUCGGAAAGUCUAGCAGAGGUCAAGGAUCAAGAGACACAUUCAUGAGUAAUGUGUAUAGGAAUGUGUACAAUUUGGCAAAAGAAGGGGGAACCAUGGCAGGAAGCUUAGUAUGGCAACUCAUGGCACAUGGAAUGGAGAAUUAUGAUGAUGGUUAUUGCAUUGUUUUGGGCCAAAAUCCUUCAACUACACAAAUAAUUUCUGACCAAGCUCAUGUCAUGUCGUCGUUGGCUCAAUCUUUCAAUCAACCACAUUGA
Molecule: messenger RNA, 846 nt
Organism: Capsicum annuum
Lineage: Eukaryota; Viridiplantae; Streptophyta; Magnoliopsida; Solanales; Solanaceae
Product: mannan endo-1,4-beta-mannosidase 1
Exons: 4
Molecular function (GO): hydrolase activity, hydrolyzing O-glycosyl compounds
Source: RefSeq, a predicted model, not a curated record